Molecule: messenger RNA, 1461 nt
Organism: Xiphophorus hellerii (green swordtail)
Lineage: Eukaryota; Metazoa; Chordata; Actinopteri; Cyprinodontiformes; Poeciliidae
Product: putative butyrophilin subfamily 2 member A3
Exons: 3
Coding region: 667-1101 (144 amino acids)
Biological process (GO): cell surface receptor signaling pathway; T cell costimulation; immune response
Cellular component (GO): external side of plasma membrane
Source: RefSeq, a predicted model, not a curated record
GGUGGGGAGGAGGGACCGAGAACUGGGUGGCCGCAGCAGGUCGCCUCUCCUCGGGCUGCAGCUGCUUCCUGGAUUCUCCUCCCGCUGCUCGGCUGCAGAUGCGAAGGCAGAAGAAUUAGGAGCUGAAAGUCCGGAAACAUGAGGAAGAUAAAAUAGAUAAGAUAAGAUAAAUGCUGCAGACAUGGGCAGAGGGAGUCAACACGUGGUGGUCUGUUCUGGUUCUGUUCUGUUCUGGUUCUGUUCUGUUCUGGUUCUGUUCUGUUCUGGUUCUGGUUCUGUUCUGGUUCUGGUUCUGUUCGGUUCUGGUUCUGGUUUCUGUUCUGGUUAACUUUGGUUAGUUCUGUUUUUCCUUUUUUUAAAUUCUGUGGGUUUAAUCUUCACUUCUUGUUAGAAAUAUUUCAGCUCUAUGGUCUCUAAGUGUUUCCGGUCCAAAUCUCUCCUGUUGUUAUUGAUCGGAUCGAUAAUCUCAUCACGGUUGAAAUGAUCUAAUGUGAUCAUCUGAUGGUUUAAAUCCAUUUUGAAAUGACUGAAUGAACUCUGGAGCUGGAGGCUUUGCACACGGCGCCAUCUUGGUCAGGUCCCGCCUCUCCGCCCUUCCUCAGAUCAGAACAACAAACCGAACCAAAACAACCCGAUCUGUCUGCAGGUUCUGGAAGUUUCCUGAAAAUGUCUCCUCUCUGGGUUUUCCUCUCCCUCCUCCUGUCUGCAGUUUAUUCAGAAACUCUCGGUCAGCAGCAGGUGAAAGUGAAGCUGGGACAGAACGUCUCUCUGGAGUGUCUCGGACCGUCGGAUGAAGAAGUUCUGCUCUUCACCUGGACCAAAGUCGGUCUGGACUCGGAUCACGUGUUUUUCUACCGUAACGGUCGCUCAUACGAGUCGUACCAACACGAGUCCUUCAGAGGACGAGUGGACCUGAGGAGCUCCCUGAAGGACGGAGACUUCUCUGUGGUUCUGCACAACGUCAGCAAGAGGGAUGAAGGGACGUAUCACUGUGUGAUCAUCACCCAGAGGUCAGGAGGUCAUGAUGGGAACCGUCACUCGUUUGUCAACCUGACGGUCUCAGCCGAAGGAUCAGGUGAUCAACGUCUGUCUGGUUUCUGAUCUGCAGGAAGUGAUGAGGAGCAACACCAGGAUGAAGACCAGACUGGGAGAACUGGAGAACUGAGCCAUGAAAACGAUUCACUUCCAUUUGUUGUCGUUGUUGGAUCUGUGCUGCUUCUUCUCAUCUUGAUUAUUAUUAUUGGUUGUUUUCUCAGGAGAUCUGCAGUUUUGUCAAAGUUCAGGUUGGGAUCAGAGCAACAACCUAAAGAUGAGCAGCAGGUGAUUUGAUUCUUCUCAGCCUGAAUGUUGAUUUUUAUUAAACACAUUCCUGAUCACAAGCGCAACUUAGUGACACGUUUAGCUUUAGGUAAAUAACUCACAUGUAGGCCUGUCGCGAUAAACGAUAAAUCGAUUAAUCGU